Messenger RNA from Drosophila sechellia, 1102 nucleotides. Its product is annotated as E3 ubiquitin-protein ligase RNF181. Bases 24 to 494 code for a protein of 156 amino acids. The transcript has a single exon. NCBI's taxonomy places the organism in Eukaryota, Metazoa, Arthropoda, Insecta, Diptera, Drosophilidae. The record is from RefSeq and is a predicted model, not a curated record. Gene Ontology annotation, molecular function: ubiquitin-protein transferase activity. Gene Ontology annotation, biological process: interstrand cross-link repair; protein ubiquitination. Gene Ontology annotation, cellular component: nucleus.
UAAUUUUUCACAUCGAAAACGAGAUGGAUAAACAAGAUAUUAAAAAGAUGACCAAAAAAAAACUCAUCUUUGAGGUCAUUAAAGAGCGAAAACGUAACAAAGAAAAGGACAAAAUCAUCCAUGAUAGACUCGAGCCCAAAAAGCGUUUGCAUGAUCUGCGACUGCAGCUGGACAAGGAGAAGAAUAUAACGAAGGAGUUGCGACUGAAGCUAUCGGACCAGGACGCGAUUGCACAUCAAGCGCAGAACCUGUCUAUGAAACUACAGAAGAUCGCCAAAGAGAACAAGUGCUACAUCUGCAAAUUGAAGUAUGAGGUUACCGGAGGACAUCGCGCAGUUUCCAUUAAAUGCGGUCACCUUUUCGGAGAGAAGUGCAUCCUAGAUCACUUGAAGCGUAGCAAGGCAUGCCCCAUCUGCAAAUCACUGACUAGCUAUACGGAUGUUCGCUUUAUUAUAGCAGGCCAAAACUUGUGCACGGCUGAAUUAUUAAACUAAACAUUAUAUUUGCUGGGAAGUUGGACAAAAUAAAAACCGAAGCAAAAGAAAAAAGAGAAAAUAAUAUUUUAGUAGAUGUUUAUGGCACACAAACAUAAACCUUUGCAUAAUUAAACCCUCACAAUCAUUUUCUCAAUUUUCUUUCAAUUUCCCUAAUUCAAUAAAUAGAUCAUUUGAACAUUUUGCAAGAGUGUAGCUCAAGUGGAGUGAGCCCCUUAAUUCCUUAAUCAAUAAACCCCACUCCGCUAUAUACAUAAUAUGUUAUUGUUGUUGUGUGGGGGAACUAUUAUUAAUUUGUCAAAAACGACGCGCCAAUCAAUUAGGCUCAAUAAUCUGUCGCACAGUUGGCCAAAUAACAUUGAGAAAUUGGCUCACUUAAUGAAUAAGAGGGAAUUAGAAAAGUAGCAGCAAUAAGAAGGGGAAGUAAAAAUGAUCAAACCCACAGAACACCAAAAGAAUCACCUUAAAUAAUGUAAUGUAACAUUAAUGUAUCUUUGUAUUAAUAAUAUAUGUACAUAUUUUUGUGCAUUUGCUAAUUUAGAGCAAGGUCCUUAUCUGACUAAUUGAAUCAGGCUACAGUAACUAACUGGCUAAAUUAGCAAACUUGU